CUCUCUUGCAUUUCCCUCUCUUGCAUCAUCAAUGGCUGACGCAGCUGCUGAAGUAGUAGUCCCAAAGAGGGGAAGGGGCAGAAGGCCCCUGAAGGAUAAAACAACAACCCUACUCACAUCUGAUGAUAACAAACAGGACUCCAAGAAUCACCAAUCUUUCGAGAAAGAAUUGCUCCACAUGCAGGAAAUGCUUCAGAAAAUGCGUCUCGAGAAGGAGCACACAGAAGAGCUCUUGAAGGCCAAAGAUGAGGCUCUCAAGCAGAAGGAACAAGAACUCAAAAAAUUGCAGAAGCUCAAGGAGUUUAAACCUACCCUCAAUUUGCCUGUGUUGAAAGAUAAUGAACAAAAGAAGGAUAAGAAGAAGAAAGGGUGCUCCGAGAAGAAAAGGCCUUCUCCACCUUACAUUUUGUGGAUGAAAGACCAAUGGAAUGAGAUCAAGAAAACGAACCCUGAGGCAGAAUUUAAGGAAACUUCUAACAUGUUGGGGGCUAAAUGGAAGACUGUUAGUGCAGAAGAGAAGAAGCCUUAUGAGGAGAAAUACCAAGCUGAAAAAGAAGCCUAUUUGCAAGUGGUUGCAAAGGAAAAACGUGAGAGUGAGGCAAUGAGGUUGUUGGAAGAGGAGCAGAAGCAGAAGACUGCCAUGGAAUUGCUUGAACAGUACAUGCAAUUCAAACAAGAGGCAGAAAACAAGGGCAAGAAGAACAAAAAGGAGAAGGAUCCAUUGAAACCAAAGCACCCCAUGUCAGCUUAUUUCAUGUUCACUAAUGAUAGGCGACCAGCUCUUGCUGCUGAGAACAAGACAAUGUUGGAGGUUACACAAAUCACAGCUGAAGAGUGGAAAAAGAUGAUAGACGAUGAAAGGAGACCCUAUGAAGAGAUGGCAAAGAGGAACAAGGAGAAAUAUGUCUUAGAAAUGGAAGCCUAUAAACAGAAAAAAGAAGAGGAAGCUGCCAAUCUCAUGAAGGAAGAGGAGGAGCAUAUGAAGCUUCAGAAACAAGAAGCCUUGCAACUCCUUAAGAAGAAGGAGAAAACUGAAAAUUUAAUCAAGAAAACAAAACAGAAGAAGCAAAACAAGGAGGAUAAGAAUUCUGAUCCAAACAGGCCUAAGAGGCCUCCAUCCUCGUACCUCUUAUUCAGCAUAGAAGCAAGGAAAAGUUUACAGGAGGAGAGACCAGGAAUCAACACCUCAACCCUGAAUGCACUUGUUUCCUUGAAGUGGAAGGAACUGAGUGAGGAAGAUAGACUAAUCUGGAAUGUGCAAGCAUGUAAAGCAAUGGAAUCAUACAAGAAGGAAUUGGAGGAAUACAACAAAUCCCUUGCGGCAACUUCAACUGCAAUCCAGGAGCAGAAAACCGAAGAAUGAAAAAGAUCCCCGUGGGCAGCAUGUUCAAAGUUGAUUUGAAUAUGCUUUCAAAUUUAGUCGCUAGUGAUGUUUUACUUCAUUUUUUUAGCUGUAUUUUUUCUUUACACAAGUUGUAAAGAAAACCGAAUAACAUAAUGAUGCUUUCAUGCCUCUUCAAUUUAGUUUGGUAUCAUCUUGAAUUUGCCCUCAGUGUUUCAUACUAGUUUUUUUUUUCA
Messenger RNA from Cajanus cajan (pigeon pea), 1578 nucleotides. Its product is annotated as high mobility group B protein 6. The record is from RefSeq and is a predicted model, not a curated record. Gene Ontology annotation, molecular function: DNA binding. NCBI's taxonomy places the organism in Eukaryota, Viridiplantae, Streptophyta, Magnoliopsida, Fabales, Fabaceae.